UUGUAUAUGUUCGGAGAUGUUGGUCAAAGAGGAGACCUACUUCCCCCAAGACCAGCAGUGGAUUCUUCGAAACUUGACGAAGCAGUUCGUCCGCUCGGAAGUCAUCGCCCUGAAGCCAGAGUUCAUUCGCGGCCCAAGCAUCAGCGUUCUGGGCUUCGGCGAAGUCGUCAUGUCGCGUAUAUGCUGGUCGACAUCCUCAUUUGCUAGCAUGAGCGAUACAGCCAAUAUCUCGCGGGGCGUAUGGGCAGGGCACCGCCUCGGCAUUACAACGCUCGCGAGACACCGAGACGAGACCAACGAAGUGGGGGGAUGGAGCGAUGUGAGCGACGAAGUGGCGCGAGAGACUGCGGUUAUCUGGGAGAGCGAAUACAGCGCCGACUGGCGUGAGACCCUCUGUAACCACUGGUAUCAAAAGUACGGAGGAUUCUCUCGCCCGGUGUAUUAGUCUGGGCAUACGCCGUCGCGCUCGCGCUCGGGGCGAGCUGCUCAGCAAGGCCGCUAUGACGCCGCCUUGCUGAGACGGAGGGGUUAUAUGGUCGGAUACGGCAGAUCAUUCAGGAAGCCCAGAAGUGUUACGGUUAAUAGGAUUAUAUAGGACAAUGCCAAUAAGAUAUCGUAUUUA
This is a messenger RNA of Lasiosphaeria miniovina, 622 nucleotides long. RefSeq lists its product as uncharacterized. The record is from RefSeq and is a predicted model, not a curated record. The transcript has a single exon. NCBI's taxonomy places the organism in Eukaryota, Fungi, Ascomycota, Sordariomycetes, Sordariales, Lasiosphaeriaceae. The coding region runs from base 17 to 445 and encodes 142 amino acids.